Rhodotorula toruloides NP11 is the source of this 951-nucleotide messenger RNA. RefSeq names its product nicotinamidase. The transcript is spliced from 4 exons. NCBI's taxonomy places the organism in Eukaryota, Fungi, Basidiomycota, Microbotryomycetes, Sporidiobolales, Sporidiobolaceae. The record is from RefSeq and is a predicted model, not a curated record. Bases 1 to 951 code for a protein of 316 amino acids.
AUGUCGAAGAGCGAGGGGCUGCGGAUGUGCCAGAGCGCCGGCAGGACUUGUACCAUUCGACACGGGCGGAGCAGCUGGAGCGAAGCAAGUCCCACAGCGCCGCCUGAAGCGCCUGAAACGCCUGUUCGCCCGCCGUGCGCCCGCUGCACUCCACCCACGAUGCCCCUACAUCUCGCGCUGCUGCUUGUAGAUAUCCAGCACGAAUUUCUGCCACCCUCGGGCGCUCUCGCUGUCCCGCACGGCGACGCCAUCCUCGAGGCCGCGGUGUACCCGCUCCUCGAUCGCGGCAAGUGGGACCUCGUCGCGGCUUCGCAGGCAAGUCUGCCAGGUCAGAGCGACUUUCACCCGCCUGGUCACGUCUCGUUCGCCUCCCGACACCAACUCCCCACAUUCUCCAAAACGACAGUCUCGCACCCGCUCACGCACGAGCCGAUCGAGCAAGAGCUGUGGCCGGACCACUGCGUGCAGGGCACAAGAGGGAGCGAGUUCGAUGAGGGUGUACGGCGGCGACUCGAGCGGUUGCGCAGCGAGCGAGGCGAGCAGGCCGUGCGGAUCAUCCAGAAGGGCGUCGACCAAGACCUCGAUGCCUACUCCGCCUUCGCCGUGCCCCUCACUGUACAGGAGCGGAACUCGCCCACAAAGCCCGAAGACUUGUCUGGCGCAUCUUCGACCGCCGCUGAACUGACUCAGGUCCUUCUAGAAUCACGCAUCACGCACCUCGUCAUUGUCGGUCUCGCACUCGACUUUUGCGUCCUCGCCUCCGCGCUCGCGGCCAAACGUGCGUCCGAAGCCCAUGGAGACCAGUGGGAGGUUUGGGUGGUCAGGGAAGGCACACGGGCUGUGUAUGCGGACAAGGAGGACGAGGUCCUUGAGCGGAUGAGAAGCGAAGGCAUCAAGGUGGUGAGUGUGAAGGAUCGCGAGCUGCGGCAGUGGAUGGGCGAUGCGGCGUAG